AUGCUGUGGUCUUGGGUACAAUUCUUGAUCCUUUUGGUGGCCAUUCAUUGGAGAACCGCUAGUGCUGAUCUUAGAGAGAUGUGUCGUCGUGUCUGGAGCUUUUUAAAGCAACCUUCCGCUCCCAGCAGUCAACAACGGCGUCUCGAUGAAGCAAUGAAUCAGCUUAGGGAGAAGAAUUAUGUUCUGGCAAGCCGCUUCUUGCGGCAAGUCAACUUUGUUUCGCUGGCCACUUGUCCGCUUGUGAACGCGAACGAUCUGCCAACAUGCGCCGCUCAGAUGUUCGCGUAUGUUUGUGCGUACACGAUGCACACCUGCAUAGCUAAUGGGAUUGUCACAUUGUCUACUUCCGGCCUACGAAAGCUCUUCGUCUUCUACUACUUCUUGGCCGGCGCAACUCUUCUGUUGAAUAGUGGCUUCUCUGACAGCACAGCCUUGGGAUACAAGGUCAUUCUAUGCGUUUGCUAUAUUGACAGUGCGGUUCAUGUCCCAGCAAACGUUGUGCUUGCGGUGAUGGAGAUCUGUCAGCAAUUCAUGCUGUUUGGCAGAGAGUUCCACGUCCUCGAGUUUGCCCUUGAUCAUGCAGUUUUUGCGAUCCUCGUCUCAGUGAUCUCCGUCGUGUUGGAGCGCACCCUCAGAGAUCGCCUAGCAGCGCAAAUCAGGAAUAUGGACGCUGAGUCCAUUAUCGUGGCUUUUCGUCAGAUGCUUCGAGGUGUCUGUGACGGCGAAGUUCUCCUAGAUGACGGCCUGCGUGUACAAGAAGGUAGCAACUGCCUGAACCAGAUUUUGUUUAGAAAUGAAUCCCUUGACAAGAUGGUCUUCCGCAACAUCCUCGUUUAG
Messenger RNA from Symbiodinium sp. CCMP2592, 837 nucleotides. NCBI's taxonomy places the organism in Eukaryota, Dinophyceae, Suessiales, Symbiodiniaceae. The record is from the annotation of a GenBank genome assembly.